Lachnellula hyalina is the source of this 1467-nucleotide messenger RNA. RefSeq names its product Demethyl-4-deoxygadusol synthase. Gene Ontology annotation, molecular function: 3-dehydroquinate synthase activity. The record is from RefSeq and is a predicted model, not a curated record. Gene Ontology annotation, biological process: antibiotic biosynthetic process. Bases 1 to 1467 code for a protein of 488 amino acids. NCBI's taxonomy places the organism in Eukaryota, Fungi, Ascomycota, Leotiomycetes, Helotiales, Lachnaceae. The transcript has 3 exons.
AUGUCUGAUCUCAAAGCUACCGUUGCAGAAACCCAAGCCUCGUCAGGUCACUUGGGUUUCCACGUUGAGGGCUAUGAGAAGAUUGAAUAUGAUUUCACAUUCAUUGAUGGUAUUUUCGAUGUCAAGAAUACCAAUCUUGCAGAUUGCUACAAGAAAUGGGGGAGAUGUCUUGCAGUGACUGAUCUCAACAUUCAUAAUCUCUAUGGUCCGAGAAUGGAGGCCUAUUUCGAGCAUCAUAGGAUUGAACUCAAGGUUCAUACUACCAAGAUUGGGGAGAAGGCAAAGACGAUGCCGACGCUGUUGAGUAUUGUCGACUCGAUGAAUGCAUUUGGGAUCUAUCGCAAAGAGCCUGUUUUAGUCGUUGGCGGUGGACUUGUAACGGAUGUUGCAGGUUUUGCAUGUGCUGCAUAUCGACGAAACACAAACUUCAUUAGAAUCCCUACCACGGUCAUCGGACUGAUCGAUGCGUCAGUCUCAAUCAAAGUAGCUGUCAAUUACGGCGAGACCAAGAACCGACUAGGUGCUUACCAUGCCCCGAUCCACACGUUCCUCGAUUUCACAUUCCUGCGAACUUUGCCUAAGGCUCAAAUCCGAAACGGGUUUGCAGAGCUGAUCAAGAUUUCAUCCUGUGCUCACCUGGAUACCUUCAACCUCCUUGAUAAAUACUGCGAGCAGCUUAUCGACAAGUCCUUUGGACGUGGGGACGGAUCUUCCCAGGAGUUGAUCGACGCAGCAGACCAAAUCAACAGGGAAGGCAUCCACGAGAUGCUUAAGCUCGAGACGCCUAAUCUACAUGAGAUCGGUCUCGACCGCGUUAUAGCGUAUGGACAUACCUGGUCGCCUAUCCAUGAACUGGUCCCGGAAACACCUCUUCGUCACGGCCACGCCAUAUCCAUCGACAUGGCCUACUCGGCUACACUAGCUAACAACCGCAAGCUCAUUUCAGACGAAGAGCACCACCGAAUCCUUAAGCUGUUCUCUCGAGCCGGGCUGUCCAUGGAUCACGACCAGUUUGAUGAAGUUAUCCUUGCUAAGGCUACAGCUGCCAUUUUAAAGACUAGAGAUGGACUUCUCCGCGCUGCUGUUCCAAGCCCUAUCGGUUCCUGUGUGUUCCUCAACGAUGUCUCAGGAGAUGAGAUGAACAAGGCAUUACGCAGACACAAGGAGAUUAUGAAGCAGUUUCCAAGGAACGGAGAAGGUCUCGAUGCUUACGUUGAUGCUUCUGAUACUGGGUACACUGAAAAUGCCAAGUCAGAGGAGGAAAAACUGGUUGAGAAGGCGGCUGGAAAGGCUGGGAAUACGAAUGGUAAUGCCAUGAUUGGGAAAAGCAAUGGGCAUAGUGUCAACGGGAACGGUGUAAAUGGAAAAGGAGUUAACGGCAACGCGACCAAUGGUAAUUCGAGAAAGGAAAGUCAUGGGAAUGCCCACCUCCUAAAGCAAGGGAAGAAGGUGGUAGCAGGAGCAUGA